AUGCUUACCUUCUAAAUAUAAUUUCCUUUGGCUUUUGGUGAAGCUGUAUAUGUUUGUGGUAAUAGUAAGGAAUUGGGUCAUUGGAAUCCUAUGUAAGCUUUAAGAAUGCAAUGGAGUGAAGUAAGUAUCAUUAAUAUUAAUAAAUAAAAGGGAGACAUAUGGAAAUCAACAUUAGAAAUAAAUAUUAUUGAUUAAGAGUUUUAAGAUAUUGAAUACAAAUAUUUCUUUGGCGAAUUUGAUAGACCUUAAAAUAUUGAAUGGGAAAUGGGACCUAAUCGAAUAGUAAGAACAAAUGAAAAUACUAGUAUAUUUUAAUUUAUAUAUGUUAGUUAUUACUGAUAUUUGGAAUCACAGGAAGAUUUUAUUUUAGUGCUACAAUCCUAAUAAAUAUCCAAUAUUUGUUUCUGGAUCAUGUUAUGAUCUCGGAAUAUUCUAAAGAAGAGUCAGCAUGAAAUAAAAAGAAGAUAUAUCUUAUAUAAGAAUACUUGUAAAUAUUCUGGAAGAAAGAGAAAUUAGUUAUUAAUUCCAUUAUAUUAAAAAGAGGCAUUAUACUAGUCCUCUUUAUUAAUUGAAUCUUAAUAAUACAAGUAAGUUAAUAAUAAAAUAACCAAUUAGAUGAUUAUUACAAAAAUUAUAUAGUAGUCUUCUGUGAAGGAUUAAUUCAAAUCAAGAGAUCUAUAUAUCAAUUAGAUAAUCAUAUUUGUUAUGGUUAUGUUCCUGCUGAUUAAGAUGACUUCAAUUCUCUUAAAAAGGCCAAUUUAAGCACCAUCAUUGAAUUCUAGAACUCUCUAUAAUAAUAUAGUCAUUCUAUCAAAAAGUAUGAUGACUUUACUUACUAUAUUGUUAACAUUUGUAUCAAUCAGAAUUUUAUUAACUAUUUUUAAAGACUCUACUAGUUUAUUCAAGUAUAAAUUCAAAAAUAUAAUGUAAAUUAUUAUACAAAUCUUUUUAUAGUUAAUUUAUAUCUGCAACAACUCAAUGAAGCAUCUUAGAAAAUAUUUACAAUUGUAUUAGAGAUUAAUCAUUUUACAAUGA
Messenger RNA from Paramecium sonneborni, 1035 nucleotides. The record is from the annotation of a GenBank genome assembly. Lineage: Eukaryota; Ciliophora; Oligohymenophorea; Peniculida; Parameciidae.